AUGAUAUCGCAGGUGGUUUGGACGGCGCUGCUGUUCUCAGCGAUCGGCAGUGCUUUCUCCUAUGACAUCAACUCUUAUAAUUCCGACCUCGGCGUCUACGUGGGCGACCUUUCCAGUACGGAAUCGGAUAUUGCCGGCCAAGUCUUCAUAGUCAACGCCACCACCCUUCAAAUCUUCAAUCUCACGUUCACUCCAGUCCAGCAAGACCUCUACUUCUGGCUAGAUGUAAAGGAAAGCCCGACUAAGGACGGAAUCAAAGCCGAGACUCAUGAGUACGGAAUCACUCCACUCGGACCCUUCCCUGCCGAUCAGGACAGAGUUGUGGUGCAUGUUCCUGAGAAGCACAGACUCGAAGAGUUCAAGUCGUUCUCAAUCUACUCCUUCAAAACUGAUGUAUGACAUAAAAAAUGGGUACACGUAGGAAUAAUUGUAAUUUUUUAGAAAAGUUUUGGAUCUUUGAUCUUCCCGGAAAACUUGAAGAUUCCCAAAUCGGUCGCUCUUGCCGCUGAAUUUUCUGGAAAAAGAUACAAGCUGAGAUCGGGUCCACUGUAUGUCAUCGACAGAAGAACCAUCAAGGUGUACGGAUUCACAUUUGAAGGCAACAAGGCUCCAAGUACGUCCGCAUUUCCCACUUUUCCUCUAACGUUUUCCAUUCAGAAACGUAUUUCUAUGCCGGUCGCGGAUCGAGCGUUUCCUACUCUUCUGGCGUGAAAAUUGCGAUUCGCGGAAAAGACGUGAAGGAGUGAGUUUGUUCUUUGACAAACAUUUGUUACAUGACCGCCAGGAGAGCCAGGACUGACCUCGUACCUGAUCACACUGUCUCUCUCGCACCCAUUAACAUUAGACGCAGACAUUUAGUCAGUUUUUGCCGCUCUCAGCAGUCUCCUCUUUAAUUCCGCUCUUUCUACCCAACAGAUGAUAAAAAGUCGUGCGACCAGCGGCUUCCUAUCACCCGACCCAAAUAUUAGAUAGAUAAAUGUUCUUUCUUAUUCGCUAGUUGUCAUGAUUAUUCCAUUCGGCAGGCAUAAAAUAAGAAUAAGGGAGAAAACAUUGGCUCAAUUGGCUACUAUUUACUUUCUAGGGUUUGCGUGAGUGUGACCGACCAGGUUUCUCUGCGUAAAUAGUAAGUUUUUCUUUCAGAAUUAGUGAAAUCAGCGAAAACUACCGCGGCGGAAAGGAUAUCAUUCUUGAACUGCCGGAGAAUUAUGACAUCUUCCACAUUGACUGGAUCUCCGUCUAUUGCUACAAAUACCGGGUCAACUUCGGAGCGGUUCUCGUUCCGACCGAUGACACACUUGCCAACCUGCCUCCAUACGUGCCGACAAUCGCAAGGGUAAGUCACCAAACGAUUACAAGAAUCACUUUAAGGUUUAUGGACAGGUCACUUAUGACGUUUUACAGAAUUCUGAGGAGAAACCAGCGGCACGAGGAGUGUUGAAGGGAUCCGUUGAGAGAAGAAACUUCACUUUCCAGCUGGGAGAUACGGAAAACUGCAAAAACCUCUACGUACGUCUUGUACCACUGAUUUCCAGUUGGAAAAUUUAGUUUUUAGGGAUUCCCAGCACUCCGUUCUCCAAAAUACGUCUGGCAUGUGAACAGUUUGAUGACCCCCGACCUAUAUUUGAUGAGAAAUGUGACUUACACUUUCAAGUAAGUGCAUUAUUCAGUGAUGUCUGAAGUAUGCAUUGUCUAUUUCAGUGUGGAAGGUGGCCGCGAAAAGAUGAUUCCGGAGUUCUACAAUCCUCUGUACAUUGGAGACGAUGAGAACGGUGGAUACAACGAGUUGUCUGAAAAUGAGGCCGAAAGAGUGACCAUCUACUCGCAGGGACCUGUUGAAAGCAAUGUCGGACCCCUUUGCCUCUGGAUGCACAACAAAGGUAAGGGAGAAUUAAAAAGUAAUUAAAUCAUUCUUUGUUUAGAAAAGUCUGCAAACACGCCGGACAUGUACUUGGACUGUGAUGGUUGGCCGGAGGACGUUCACUCAUUCGCGUUCACUCCAAACGAGACCACGCCAUCUGUUCUUUAUUAUAAUGUGCGUCAUAAUAUCGGAUAGCAGGGUCAAACAGAAUUUGUAUUUUUAGAGCGGAAAUAACUUCAACAUGGGCGGCAGAAUCUUCAUUGUCGAUGAGCUCCCGGAAGACGUCGCUGACAACGUGGAGGCCCCGUACAGCCGUGAAAAGUGGCACACGUUGGCCAUGAGCCGCCAGAGAGCCGACAAAGUCAACGGCGGAAAGGCGACUCUUGCCGCCAUCUUCCUCAUGAUCGUCACAAUCAUUCUUAUCUAA
Caenorhabditis sp. 36 PRJEB53466 is the source of this 2285-nucleotide messenger RNA. The record is from the annotation of a GenBank genome assembly. Lineage: Eukaryota; Metazoa; Nematoda; Chromadorea; Rhabditida; Rhabditidae.